GUGGGAACGUCCACUCUCCAUCCACUAGCAUGGCCGGUUCUGGACAAUACAGGCAGCUUAUCAAUGACUACGGACCCCCGUCUCUAGGCUACACACAAAGUGUGCAGGGUACUAGUAGCAGUCAAGUUCCACAGAGCAAGUACGCAGAACUUCUGGCCAUCAUAGAAGAACUAGGAAAAGAAAUUAGGCCAACGUACGCCGGAAGUAAAAGUGCCAUGGAGCGGCUAAAACGAGGCAUAAUUCACGCUAGAGGAUUAGUUCGAGAGUGUUUGGCAGAGACCGAGCGGAACGCAAGAUCCUAGCUCACCCUCUCAAGA
This is a messenger RNA of Euleptes europaea (tarantolino), 317 nucleotides long. It is a transcript of the gene CDK2AP1, whose product is annotated as cyclin dependent kinase 2 associated protein 1. Gene Ontology annotation, cellular component: nucleus; cytoplasm. The record is from RefSeq and is a predicted model, not a curated record. The transcript is spliced from 3 exons. Lineage: Eukaryota; Metazoa; Chordata; Lepidosauria; Squamata; Sphaerodactylidae. The coding region runs from base 30 to 302 and encodes 90 amino acids.